GCUCGUUUCCGGUUGCAGCGCUCCUCAUUUGAAAAGUCUUCGGUUAGAUCCGGAGGCUCGCUGCUCGCCAUUGUUAAAACACUCUACGCAAUGUUGCCAAAAGGGAAACUUGGAGGAGAAUAACUAAAGUUUUGAACCAGGAAUCCACAAAUAACAUCGGGCCUUCUUGUUUUGAGGAGUUUCUAUCAUGGCUCAGCGUGUGUUGGUGUCGGAUGGAGCACACAAGAAGACGUCCAGGGUUCGGGUAGCGGUUCGUCUGAGGCCCUAUAUGGGCAAUGAAGACGAGAAAGGAGAGGGGUCAUGUGUGAGAGGCCUGGACUCACAGAACCUGGAGAUAAUCAACUGGAGAAAUGCUACAGAAACUGUCAAAUACCAUUUUGACGCUUUUCAUGGUGAGCAAACGACACAGCAGGAAGUUUUUCGCUCAUCAGUGAAGCCCACUCUACCACACAUACUGAAUGGACAAAAUGCCAGUGUCUUCGCCUAUGGACCUACAGGAGCUGGUAAGACCCACACCAUGAUGGGCAGCUCAGAUCAGCCAGGCGUGAUCCCACGAGCCGUUCGCGAGGUCUUCAAGCUGGUCAAAGCGAAAGGUGAAGAGGAAGGAUGGGACUACAGCAUUGGCAUGUCUUAUUUGGAAAUUUACAAUGAGAAGGUGAAAGAUCUUCUGUCGCCAAGCUCCCAGGAUUUACCAAUCAGAGAGGACAAGGACAAGAACAUCCUCAUCCCCGGCCUCACUCACACAACCAUCUCCUCCUUCUCAGAUUUUGACAAACAAUUUGUCCCUGCCAGCCUCAAUCGUACCACAGCUUCUACCAAACUAAACCAGCGCUCCAGCCGCAGCCACGCAGUCCUCCUCCUCAAGGUUGUACGUACUCAGCGCGCCCUACCCCACAGACAACAGACCGGAAAGCUGUACUUGAUAGACCUCGCAGGGUCCGAGGACAACCGUCGCACCGGCAACCAGGGCAUCCGCCUGAAGGAGAGCGGCGCCAUCAACCUGUCACUCUUCACUCUCAACAAGGUCGUGGACUCUCUUAACUCGGGCACCGCUGUCCGCGUGCCGUACAGAGACAGCAAACUGACACGGCUGCUACAGGAUUCUCUGGGCGGCUCGGCACACUCUGUCAUGAUCACCAAUAUCGCACCAGAGUACAAAUACUACUUUGAUACGUUUAGCGCGCUCAACUUUGCCUCCAAAUCCAAGCUCAUUGUGAACAAGCCCUUCACCUGUGAAACUGUGGCCGUGCCUGUGCUGCCAGCAAAGCGGACCAGAGAAGACCACGAGGCAGGGGGGUCUGGCACCGAGCCACAGAAGAAGAAGCAGAAAGACGCGAGGAAGGCUGAACAGGAUGCUUCCUCCCCGUCUGCACAGUGCCACAGUCCGUCAGAACCGUCAGUGAUGGAAAGACUAAUAGCUCUGGAGAAGCUGAUGAUGAACUGCCAGGACAAAGAUAAACUCGGCAUGCUUAAAGAUGUGGCUCAGUCACGCAAGGAGAUCCAGGAGCUUAAAGAGAAGCAGAGGGAGUUUGAGAGCAAGGCCAAGCUGUUCAAUCGGUUGGCUGGAGAAAAAUCCAGCAGCAAACAUGAGCCUGCCUUCAAGAACAGCACGGCUCCUCUGCAAAGAAAACCAUCAACUGCAACAAAAGCCAAUAGGCAGCAGGCCGUGGUCCAGCCCUUACAAGUGUCCCAGCUCCAGCCUCUUCAGCAGCUUGCUGUCGUCAAAAAACAGUCCGUCUGCGUCAAGAAGAAAGAGGGAAAGCUUUCAGACCAGGUUGAGUUUCCAGAUGGUAAAGAGAACAUAAUGGUGAACAGCUGCUGGGAGUCCCAAAUCGACAAAUCUGUGCUGGAGCAUUCCAGACAGAAAAUCCUGCACGUUCUCAAUACCGGCUCGCUCAAAGAGCUGAAGGGUCUGCAGCAGAUCGGCGACAAGAAGGGAAAGCUCAUCCUGGGCUGGAGGGAGAUCCACGGUCAUUUCGUAAAGUUGGAAGAUGUGAUAAAAGUUGAGGGUAUGACAGGAAAGAGAUUUUCCUCCUUCAUGAAGGCAAACAUCCUGAGUGCCAUGGGAAAGUGAUUUUUUUUUCUUUCUUUUUUUGAAAAUGGUUAUAUUAUAUCCUUGUUUAAUGUAUAUCAGAAUCUUUUAUUGGUCAUGUAUGCUUUUUUUUUUAGAUGUUUUUGUAGUUACUACUGUGUCCCAGCUGGUGGCAGCACUCAAGCUUUUUAAUAAAUGGCUCACGUGUCACUGAA
Molecule: messenger RNA, 2247 nt
Organism: Sebastes umbrosus (honeycomb rockfish)
Lineage: Eukaryota; Metazoa; Chordata; Actinopteri; Perciformes; Sebastidae
Gene: kif22
Product: kinesin family member 22
Exons: 13
Coding region: 188-2074 (628 amino acids)
Biological process (GO): mitotic spindle organization; microtubule-based movement
Molecular function (GO): microtubule motor activity; microtubule binding; ATP binding
Source: RefSeq, a predicted model, not a curated record